Molecule: messenger RNA, 4107 nt
Organism: Branchiostoma floridae (Florida lancelet)
Lineage: Eukaryota; Metazoa; Chordata; Leptocardii; Amphioxiformes; Branchiostomatidae
Exons: 4
Coding region: 1558-3558 (666 amino acids)
Source: RefSeq, a predicted model, not a curated record
CAUGAUGACAACGUUCUGUGACGAGUCGUUCAUGUUCGGAUUCUUCCCCUUUCAUGAAAGAUUUGAACAACAAGUCCAUUCCUUACCAGUACUAUACAGACGAUCAGUUCUAUCCUCCAAUACAGCCUCGCUUGGACCCUCAGCAUGACGUGAAUAAGGGGUAUGAGUUUCACGGGACCUAGACAGACGGGGGGUUUUGAAGAUCCACCUCGGUUCAUGUGGAAAUCAAUGAGAUCUUCAUACAAAAAAAUAUUUAUUUUGAGCCCCAGUGUUCUGGUAUUACAAGCUAUUGAUCUGUAAUUUGGCACAUGAGAUGCCUUGGACAUAUGCCCAUAUGACGUCAUUCACAUGUUUUGCAUACACCACUUCAAAAAAAGGUUAUUCUAGUAUUUUUUUAUUAAGUGUAUAUUUUUCCUUCUUUGCCCUCAUAUUUAAACCGAAUGCCAGGUGUGUAGGACACCCACAGUACUUCAUUUUCACUUUGGGCAUGCAUUGCUUAAGAUUUGUUUAAAUUAGUUUUUUUGCCAUUUGGGAUUGGUUCGUACAUAGUUCUGUGCUCGGAUUUAAACCGGCCCUGGAAGAAAGGGAGGGUAUCCAGACAAUUUCCUUCCAUACUUAAAGACCAGGAAAGGAUGAUGUAUACAUUAAAAGCAGGGACUCUCCUUUACACAGACCAAAGUCUAAACGCUUUCGAUAUUUAAACAGCAUAGAAAAAUUUACACUCCUCGUGCAAUUAGACAAACUAUGUAUUUCAAACCCCAUCUGCUUUUACAUUUACAACUGUCGCUCGGAAUAGUUGAACCUGUGUAUACUAGUAUAGUUGAGACUUUGUAGUCGUAGUUAGAUAUGACAUCCUUACAACACAAAUUGUACAUGUGUACUUAGACUCACUAGGAACUGUAUUCUGUUAAUCUUGACCAUAACUUUGCUUGUAAGAGAGCAGAAACGUACAAUAAAGGUAUUCUUUAAUUCUAAACAUGAAGAAAGAGCGGCGAGAAACGAAACAUAGUGAAGAACGACAUGAAUGAAGUGGCAUUUUUUGUUCUGUAAUACUGCCGAGCUCAAACAGCUGCGUUGAGCCUUUCGCCAGUAUGAUAUGUGAGCUUGAGGAGAUUAUGUUACACCCUUCAAACACAAAAGCAAGACAAUAAAGGUCUGAAAAGAUUCUUUUAAAGAUCGGUUGGCGUUUGUAUUGGAGCCCAAGCCGCUGGGUGUGCCAUUUGGCAGGCUGCUAGAGAAGCGUCGAGACCGUGUUGCGUCUCCCUUGCCAAGGUACAUACUUUAUGCGUUUCCUUUCUAGUUGUCGCAGUGAUAGCUUGCUGUUGUAUUGGUGCUAGUAAAGAAAAAUAUUGUUGAUGUCUAUGAUCUAAAACAACGCUCGAAAAAGGUGAAAUGGAAACCCACCAAUUAUCAAAUGGACGUAGGCUUAACCCGUUCCCCGAAAGUUCCUGGCGGUCUGCGUGCAAUAGGCUCAUCCCGUGUCUGGACCGAGAAUGACAUCCAGCCGGUGAUAGGCCCACUCCGUGCCCUGACCAAUCAGGACGUCCCACUGACGACAUGCUCAACCCGAGCCCUGAUCAGUCAGGACGUCCAGUGGGCGACAGGCUCAACCCGUGCGCUAACCAAUCAGGACGUCCCACUGACGACAGGCUUACCCCGUGCCCUGACCAAUCAGGACGUCCCACUGACGACAUGCUCAACCCGAGCCCUGAUCAGUCAGGACGUCCAGUGGGCGACAGGCUCAACCCGUGCGCUAACCAAUCAGGACGUCCCACUGACGACAGGCUCAACCCAUGCCCUGACCAAUCAGGACGUCCCACUGACGACAGGCUUACCCCGUGCCCUGACCAAUCAGGACGUCCUACUGACGACAGGCUUACCCCUUGCCCUGGCCGAUCAGGACGUCCCGUUGCCUGCCUUGGCGGUAGGAAUCAUCCCGAGCACGUUAGGUGUGAUGUAUGCCCGGACACGGAGGACAUUCCCGUUGGCAGCCCCAGCUGUAAGUCUGAUCCCACCCACUCUUCUGAGGACUUCCCUAAAAUCAUACCGUACGGCGUCGCCUACUUACAUCAUCCACCCACGCCACGGCGAUACCAGAACCUUGACGGUACACCUUUCCGUGUCCACACGUACCACACCAUCCCGGAGGAAGAGAGAGUUGCUGCUGAAAUUCAGAUGCCAGGAGACAGAUUCAGUCACCAUGACAAAGAAGAAGAGGAGAAAGUCGCGCCCUUGAGCAAUCAGCCGAACGAUCUGCUGGGUUGGUUUCAAGCAAUAUUGUCUGGUCAUCAUGACAACCCUGAAUCACCCAAGCAAGAAGAAGAUCCCAUCAACCCUUCUCCUCAGUCACCCAAGCAAGAAGAAGAUCCCAUCAACCCUUCUCCUCAGUUGCCAUGCAACGCUUCUCGCCCGAAUGACCAAACUCUCCCAGCUGGUUCGGCCCCUUCAUCUCCCGUCGCGCCCUGUACGGAAACAGCCCAUCGUCAGCCACUGGGAAAUUACAGGGCAAAAUCCCCUCCCAAGUCGUCGGACACCAGCGUAGAACAAGGUGUAGAGACGACUCACCCGGGAUUCUCGGCCUCAGAGAAUCAUUCCGAAACAGCUCAUCUGAAGUCGUUAGAAGUAGGAUGUGCUGCAGAAGCCACUUUGCCGAGGGCACCUGUGAACACACAGCAGGAAACAGAGACGAAUACACAGACCAACCUCCAGUCUGGGCAAGACAACAGGCGACAGCGUUCUACUCAACCCUCAGCCCCUGACGUCACCAUCACUAUGGAGACCAGCGGCGAAAGUCGAGAUUCUGACGUCACACGGACCACCGAUAUCGAUGGGGACACACAAACAAACUCCGAAGAAGACCGGAAGAAAGUGCCUCGUAACUGCGGCUGGAAAUCGCUCAAGGUUUCGGACGUGCUUUGGGGACUGGUCAUUGUUGGUGUGAUAGUGGGACUCGUGGUGGUUGUCGCUUACCCGAAUGGACCAACAAAGGAAAGGAAAAUGCAGUCCAAAGGGCCACAAUUAGAGAUCAGCUCACUUCCGACCCGAACCCACCCGACUCCAACCGUCGCCUCCUACCCCACAUCACAGCAGCCCAAGUGGCCUGUCACGGCGCUGUCUCGCACCGAUCCGGAAUCCACACAGGGGAACGUCAAGACACCCACCAUGGAAGUCAAGACGAUCCGUCCACGGCGCGCUCCUGCACCCGUACCCAGCAGAACAUACACAGCGAGAAAACAGCCUGCAACCAGCAACACAGUUUCAAGCUCAAGUCAGUCGCGACUUCAGAGAGGACAAUCGUCUUCGUACGCGCACAACUGGCCCCUCAAAGUGUACAAACUGGUGAGGAAAGCUGGCAACGUCUUCGCGUACGUGACACGUGAGCAGUUGGAGACAUGCCUGGCUGCCGCGCACAAGAAACCAGAGAGCCUCCCACAGACCGGGCAACUCCCGCUGGAACGGCCCAUAACAGCCCCGCCGCGACUAUACGCUGUGAGGACAAACAAUACCAUUACCAAAAGGGCGGCAAUCCAUCGGAUGGCACCGCUGGCGGCUCCCUAGUCACUUCCGGUUAUGUGAUGACGACAGAGGAAAACCCAAAGAUACAGUUGACCCUGUCACGUUCAGUUGGUCGUCUUGGCAUGAAAAUUCAACAGACCUUUUCUCGCCCAACAACCAACAAUAGAGUAACACCAAAUAUGAAAAGUUUCCUUCGUCAAUGACUACUAUUACAACACAAUAUGUCCAAACUAAGGACCAAAGGAAGACGUAUCAGGCAACCGUGUGUGGUAGAUUGUAAAAUAUGUAUGGAGUAAAUUUCAGUGCAUGUGCUGUAUUUUAUAGCUUUCAGUUUCUUCAGUUGAAUGGAGCAAUCAAAGUUCAGAAAAGAGUAUUGUAGUUCCUAUCUCGUGGAGUAGGUCACCUAGCGGCUGUACAAAGACGUCAUGUUCAUUGACCUGCGCAGGACAGGGUGGCUAUGUCAUGGUCACGGAUCAACCCUCAAAGAAUAAUGUAAACAAUCCUUACUCACAAAGUAGUGCUUUGAAAUUGUCAUACAUUGACUUGUGUAUCUGGUUGUUUGUUUAAUGAGCAACAACAACAAAAGAUAUC